Molecule: messenger RNA, 921 nt
Organism: Xyrauchen texanus (razorback sucker)
Lineage: Eukaryota; Metazoa; Chordata; Actinopteri; Cypriniformes; Catostomidae
Product: voltage-dependent calcium channel gamma-3 subunit-like
Exons: 4
Coding region: 1-921 (306 amino acids)
Biological process (GO): calcium ion transport; neurotransmitter receptor internalization; postsynaptic neurotransmitter receptor diffusion trapping
Cellular component (GO): postsynaptic density membrane; AMPA glutamate receptor complex
Molecular function (GO): channel regulator activity; voltage-gated calcium channel activity
Source: RefSeq, a predicted model, not a curated record
AUGUUGAUGUGUGACAGAGGAGUCCAGAUGCUCAUCACAACAGUGGGCGCUUUCGCCGCUUUCAGCCUGAUGACUAUCGCUGUGGGAACGGACUACUGGCUGUACUCACGGGGAGUGUGCCGGGUCAAAAGCAAUAACGAGAACGAGACGAGCAGGAAGAAUGAGGAAGUCAUGACCCAUUCGGGGCUGUGGAGAACCUGCUGUCUAGAAGGUAAGAACAUGUCGUCUUGCGACCGUGUGAGGAAUAAUAAUAACAUAGAGUCUGACAGCAGCUGUCAAUUAAUCCGAGCAGUGAGAGCAUCCAGUAUCUUCCCCAUCAUGAGUGUUGGACUUCUGUUCAUGGGAGGUCUAUGUGUGGCAGCCAGUGAGUUUUACAGGAGCAGACACAAUGUCAUCCUAAGUGCAGGAAUCUUCUUUGUCUCUGCUGGCCUAAGUAACAUCAUAGGAAUUAUUGUGUACAUAUCUGCCAAUUCGGGUGAUCCUGGCCAGAGCGACUCGAAGAAGAGCUACUCGUACGGCUGGUCAUUCUAUUUUGGCGCUCUGUCUUUCAUAAUGGCUGAGAUGGUGGGUGUGCUUGCUGUGCACAUGUUCAUCGAGAAGCACCGAAAGCUGCGUGCAAAAUCCCGCACCGAGCUCAUCAAGAAGUCAGCCUUCAGCCGCAUUCCUAGCUACCGUUAUCGAUUCCGCCGACGCUCCAGCUGCCGCUCCAGCGAGCCUGCCUCUCGCGAUGCUUCACCCAUGGGCAAGAGCGGAUAUACGGGUCCUGCUGCGGCAGAUAUCUCCAUGUACACCAUAUCUAGGGAUCCUUCCAAGGCUGCAAUGGGUGCCUUGCUCAACUCUGAGAGGGAGUUUUUGCAGGCUCACAACUCCAACACGAAGGACUUCAAAGAUGCGGCGAACAGGAGGACCACUCCAGUCUGA